Molecule: messenger RNA, 1471 nt
Organism: Lottia gigantea (owl limpet)
Lineage: Eukaryota; Metazoa; Mollusca; Gastropoda; Lottiidae
Exons: 4
Coding region: 154-714 (186 amino acids)
Molecular function (GO): oxidoreductase activity
Source: RefSeq, a predicted model, not a curated record
CUUAGUUGUUUGUAGAUAAAUAUUUGAUAAACAAGCGACAGUUGUAUUACUGAUGAACCUGUAAUGGCUUCCAAGCAAGUGAUAAAAAUAGACAUUGUGAGUGAUGUUAUUUGACCAUGGUGUUGGAUUGGUAAGCGAAAACUGGAAACCGCGAUGGCUGAGCUCGCUGACAAGUUCGAGUUCGCCGUCCGCUGGGAACCAUUUUUGCUUAAACCCGACACUCCACCUGAAGGAAUGCCUAAACCAGAGAUGUAUUCAGAUCCAAACAAUCCAAGGGUCCAACAUCUAAUACAGGCAGGUCAAGCAGCAGGAUGUGAAUUCACCAUGAAAAGUAAAAUGUUCCCUAAUACAUUGAAGGCUCAUGCUUUAUUAGAAUAUGCUAAAGAAAAAGAUGAUGGUAUCAAACAGAAUGAUGUCGCUGAAAACCUCUUCCAGAAAUAUUUUAAAGAUGGUAAUUUAUUAGAUGAAAAGAGUUUAUUAGAAACAUCUAAACAGUUUGAUUUUAACACUGAUGACGUGAAGAGAUAUAUAAACGACGACGGCGUUAUACAAUCAGUAAAAGAUAAAUCCAAGAGUUGGAAAAUAAAAGGAGUCAACGGUGUUCCAUAUUUCUAUAUAAAUGGUCAAAGAAUGUUUUCUGGUGCUCAAGAUGUUGAUGUUUUCAAAAAGAUGUUUCAAAAGGCAGCUGAUAUGUUUCCUGUUAGUCGUGCAUAGUUCUAUUCUAUUGGCAUUUAUAGGGAUAUAGACUAGUUGUUUGUUUUACCAGCUGAUAAGAGCUUAGUUUCAGCUAUUUGUUACGCUUUUCAGGAUUGAUAUAUUGCCGUUACCUAAAGAAACAUGGAAAUGUCUUAUUGACAUAAUCAUGAUGAUUGAGACCUAAUAUCGCUAACAUCAUUCUGUACGUACGGAAGCCAAUAACGAACUGGAAACUUCAACAGUAUAAGUUGAAAUGUAAGGGAACCAGGCGUCGAAUUCUUGUUAUGAAAACUGAUACGAAAAGAUCAAAUUGAGUUCUAUCAGCUGGUAAAUCAAUUGUGAUGAUUUAGCACACUAUUUUUAAGUAUCCCUAUUACCAUAACAAUCAAUCUCAAAACGAGUAAAAAUUUUCUUUUGGAAAAGGAUAUUUUGAUAUAUGUACUAAAUAACAAUUUGAUAUGUAUUUGUGAUAUGAAUAUAUAACGAACUAAUGAAUAUUUUAUAUAAUCCAUAUAAACCAUAAACUUAUGAAAAUAUGAUAUAAAUAUAAAAGAAACUUCUGAAGAUUUGAUAUAAAUAUAUAAAACGAAUUAAUGAAGAUUUAACUACAAAAACGCCAGUAGAAAAUCUGACGACAUUUCGUUUCUUAUUUAUAUCAAAUAAUUCAUAUUUUUCAACUUUGAUAUAUCAUGAACUCUGAUUAUUGAUAUGUAUGGUCUUUUCAAAAAUGUGUUAAUUGUUAAUAAUUUGUUGUUAUAAAGGAAUUUAGCUAUUA